AUGAGAGUGGACUCCUAGUGACCUCUAUUGGCCAUACCAAAACUUACCUAUUUGAAUAGUGCCAUCUAUAUCUACAUUUUAGAACUAGACCUUUAGUGUCGGCCAUAAAUAAUUUAGGUCUUCCAUAAUAAUGAAAGCACAGGCCAUACAAAUAAAAAUCACGUCACAUAGAUGGCGGUAGUGUAGCUGUCUAAAUUUGACAGUUGCUAGUCAGUGAAAAGUUGAAAUGAGCGAAAAAAACGAGUUUUCUUUUCCGUCUUCCGUCCUAAGUUCCAACGGCUCCGUUGUUAAAUUAAAAUGAAACGUCAUCCAGUAAAUGGAGAGUAGAGCGAAUAAUUUUAUUGGGUAUAUAUAAGCUAACGGUCCGCGACCUUGCUCCUUUCCAAAUCUUAUUGUGAUUACGAUCUACUGUGCCCGGUGCUUCUGUUUACAUGUUAUCAUUUACGCCGCCGCGGCUCCUACACGCUCGUCGGCGUUUGUGCUUAUUAGAAAUGUGAAAAUAGAAUACAAAUAUCUGAUAUUGCAUUGAAGGUUUCGUCUAUUUGAUUCAAGUUGAGCUGACCUUAGUUUGAGUGAGGAAUCGACCCACGCCAACAAUAAAGGCACUCCUACGUGGCUUCUACUUUGUCGGACUAUAACAAAACAUGACGAUAAUAAAACUACAUGAUAUGCUGAUACUAGCAUCUCUAUAUUUUCUCUGGUGCAAGUAGGCUCUAAGUAAAAGUGAAUUAUUUUCAUGAAUGUGAUUAAAUUGGCUAAGGCAGUGUAUAUAUUGUGUGUUCAAAUUCUCAUUCAAGGUUGUUCUGGCUGAAGUGUACUUGGAGGACUUCUAGUAAUACUGUAUUGUCUGUGGCAAAAGUUUUGGACUGGCCCAAAAACUCACAUUUUCAUAAUGGAAACCAAUGCAAAAUCGAGUAGUUAAACAUUUAAGAUUUAUCAAACAUUUUUUAAGUGAUUACUUAGAAAAUCUUCCAAAAUAAAGAAAUCAGCAGCAUUCCUGUGCUACAAAGCGAGAAUGGAUGAAAGUGAUGUCAUAAUAUCUUCAACGGAAAUCAUAAAAGACAGACUGUACUUCGCGACCUUGAAGGCUGGAUACAAGCCGAAAUCGACCAGGAAUAGCAAAUACUUUCACAUCGAAGAUGACAUUGUCUACGAGAACUUCUACUUCGACUUCGGUCCGUACCACCUGUGUCAUCUGUACCAGUUCUGCAAGAAGCUGCGGGAGGAGUUGGAGAAGAACCCGAAGAAGAUCGUCUUCUACACAAGUGAUAAUGAGACGCUCAGACUCAACGCGGCGUAUCUUAUUGGGAGUUAUCAGAUAAUAUACCUGGAUGGCAGCCCAGCAACGGUGUACAAGCAGCUGAUAGAUGGGUCCGAGUGGUCUCUCCUCGGCUUCCGGGACGCGUCCGGCGGCCCGCCCCUGUUCGACAUCUCCCUUCUGGACGUGUUGCACGGGAUCAAGGUGGCGCACGACGCCGGCUUCUUCAACUUUGACCACUUUGACGCCGACCAGUAUCUGUUCUAUGAGAAAGUAGAAAACGGCGACCUAAACUGGAUAGUCCCGGGCAAGAUGCUAGCGUUCUCGGGCCCCCACCACCGCUCGCGGCUCGACCGGGGCUACCCUCUGCACAGUCCGGAGCACUACCACGAGUACUUUCGCCGCCACAACGUCACUACCAUCGUACGACUCAACAAGAAGUCGUACGACGCGAGGCAGUUCACGGCGCACGGGUUUGAACAUAGAGAGUUGUUCUUCGUGGACGGUUCCGUGCCUUCGGACCUGAUCGUCAACAGGUUUAUAAGGAUAUCCGAGGCAGCUAAGGGCGCUGUUGCUGUACACUGCAAAGCUGGGCUGGGCCGCACGGGCACGCUGAUAGCCUGCUAUAUGAUGAAGCACCACGGCUUCACAGCUCGCGAGGCCAUCGGCUGGCUGCGGGUGUGUCGGCCCGGCUCAGUCAUCGGGCACCAGCAGUGGUUCCUGGAGAAUGUGCAGCCACGGAUGCAUGCGGAAGGCGAGGCGUUCCGUCGCCGCCACAACAUAACUUCGCUUCCCGUCUUCACUCGCGGUAUAUACUGCGACCUGCCUCCAGAGACCACUGCUAAAGAAGACGAGAAACCGGUGUCCUUACAGACCAUACUGCACAAUAACAAGAACGCUACUAAUAAGCUUGACAACGCAAACGUACUGAACGCCAAUGAGACAGAUUCGGAGAACAACGUGACCACAGUCAUCGGCAAAUACAAGACCACGCCCACACCGAUGCUCCCGAAAACUGUCUUCACCACCAAAAUGAAUUACAUGAUGCCGACCAACAACAUCAGGAACGCCAACAACACAAACUUGAAACCGCAGCCGAGGAUCAUCAACAACACCCUGAAGUCCUAUGCGUCGAAAACGUCGACCUUCCCGCCAACUAGAAGUGCCAAUUCGCAAGCCAAGCUGACCAACGCCAAACAGUUUACAGGUAAAAGCAGUUUUCAUGGACAAAGGGCUAAUCUUGCUCGUCCAACGUUAGGUUACACCCACGGAACCAGCCCACUAAAGACUUUCACCAGGAAAACUGUCACUAAGAUUACAAACAGUGACACCCCUGUCACCAACACGCUGAAUAGUGUAACGUCAACGUUGUCAGCGUUGACGGAAAACUGCCAUUUGAACGGGAAACGGUUACCGUCUGAACCGAAUUUGAAAACUGGCUCUCAGACUAAAUCUAACCCGGGCAAUGUGACGCGAAAGAAGUUAUUCGUAAGAUCAAAUUCUAAUUCCCGUAAGAAACUCCCCAAAAGCAAUCCGAAAGGUCUCGAAUCGACUCAGGACCUGUCCUCGAGCGAUACCAACGUCACCAACAUAUCGGCCGAUUCUCUCGAAUCUCCAUUCAGGUUUAGGAGAAAACGGGACAAGUCCAACAGCCCCGAACCCAUGGACAUAAUUUCGAAUUCGAUCAUAACGGCUGACGUCACGCCGGAAAACUUCGAGGAGACGAAUAAUUCGCAAGGUAACAAAUUAUACAAAAUAAAGGCGCUAAGGAAAAAGUGCCCCGCGUUCGGUGUAAGUUUAUUGAAGAAAGAUGGCGUUCAAACUCGAUCGAGUAGUUGCGCUAGUAGCUCGACCGUGAAAAAGAAAUGAUGCUCGUGAAUUCCAUCCAUGUGGUAAAAUUAGCUAGGGGGGUCACUGUCUUUCCGAUCCGGGCCCAAUAGUGUACAGGUUACCACAUUUUUUAAAUAAUUAGAAAAAAAUAGUAUCAUCGUAUUAUGAACUUCGUAAGUGUUAUUUUUAUAAUUUACUUUCUGUAUGACUUUACUUCAAGUUUGUGUAAAUCUUUAUAAAUAUACCUAUAUUUAUUUCGAAAAUGAAUUUAAAAUUGUUUUCUCGAGUGGUGACCCCCUAACUUAGUGUAGUAAUUACACAUAUAGAUACUCUAUAGAUGUUGUGCAUAGCACAGUUGUAAUAGCGUGGGCAGACUCAUUCCGACUGAAUUUUUUUUUUUACAAUAAUCGACUGAUUUUUUUAUUGGACUCGAAUCAAAAUUGACUAAAGCAUAAAAGAAAUGUUCGAAUUGGUCUGCCUACUUAGGUGUUAGGUCGUCAGAGUCUUUAGUCCGGAAGUGUGUGUUGAGAUGACCAAGUGUCGUGUUAUGUGAGAUUGUAUUGAUCAAACUAUUAAAACUUGAAUUAUCUAUCAGAGGCAUGUUAAUAAUCGUGACAAUUUAUUAACGGUUUAAGCCCUACAAAAAAACAUUUACAAACAAUAAAUCACUUUGAAUGCUUUUGCUGUUUUGUGCCAAAGAAUAUAAAUGAUUUCCCUUUAUACAUUUAUUUCUGGAAAUAAUACUUUUUCCUAACACUUUCUUUAUAAAGAUUUUUUCGGUCAAAAAUAAACUUUUCUUUCUAAUCUUUUAUUAUUCACUUUCUUAAUUUUAAUUUAAUAAAAUUUUAUUAUUUUUUUACGUUAUACAAAAUUGCUCAAUUCGAUUCGCUCAACCGAGAUUGACUUGUACAUCUAAACACAUCAAAACUCGCGUAUUCGUUGUUGGAAACCCCAAAACAUAGCCUAAAUGUUAUAUCAAAUGUGUGUUUGUGUUGGACUUCAUAGUCUAAAACUAGAUCUAUUUAACUAUUAAAAUAAGUAAAUUGUACUAUGUUUUCAUGUGCAAUCUUUAAAAUAAGUUUGUUGUAGUGCUAAGCUAAAACUUGCUGCUAUAGUCACUUCCACUUAUAUUUGCUGAUUAAUUUCUGUAAAUAACAGUUAUGUCUAUAUUUGAUCGUACAGCGUAAAAAUGUUUGUUUUGUGUGGCAUAAAAUUCGAUAUUUUUCAGGAUGUACAUAUUCGACCAUACGCCUAUUAUAUAUGUUGGUUGCCAGUAUAGUUUGAUUUUUGGAAAUAUAUUUAGUAUGUGCUGAAAUGUUAUUCUCCUUGAGUAGCUGUGAAAAUAGAAAAAUAGCAUAUCCCCACUCGUAUGUAGUGUGGAUCAGUGUUGAGUGCCGCAGUAAAUGGAAUGGACCCAAUUGCAUUUCCGUUUCGUCCCUAACGCAUUUCUUUGUAUGAACAAUCACAAUAAUACCUAAACAUUUCCUUUAAAAUAUGUUUUUUCUCAUUAUUUCCGUGUCAAAUAUUAGAAAGGGCAUAAUCUAUACUAAAUAGUAACAAACGUUCGUAAUUUUAUAUAAGACGUAACGACAUAAUUUACCAUUGAUUACACUAGUAUUCAAAGCCAUUUAUCACUUUAUUAAUAGCCUUUCUUUUUAUAGAUAUAUAUCAAUUAGUUAUUAUUAAAUAAACUUUUAUAUAAUUGAUAAAGUAUUAUAGAAUCAUUAGAGAAUCUGUUGAUCGCCAUAGUUAAGGAGAAAUAUUUUUGUAGUAUAUGACUAAGUGAUUUUCCAAUGCCAUUUCGUUUAGCUUCGUGCUAUUUUAUUAUUAUUACAUAAAUGUGACGUACCACGAGAAAAGGUACCUUUAUACGGAGGGCACUCACGAUAUUAUGCGCGUAUAUAAUAAAAAUGAGCAAGACGUCUUGAGCGACUUCCUACCCUAUUUUUUCUCAUAGAACGUCACAUAUUUAUUAUCGUAGAAGGGUAGUUUCGUAAAAAAAAGAAAAAAUAUGACUUGCAUUUACAUAAUUAAAGGAAAAUAAUAUUUCAUUUGACUUGUUAGACAAGUAUGUAUUUGAUGACUUUUAUCUACGGACUAAUAUAAAUAAAAUCCUUUAAAUUUAAUUUUUGAAUUAAAUAUUUUUUGUUGCUAAGUUUAAGUAUCUUUAUCGAAUUUCUAUUAUUUUUAGCAUUUUCGAUAUUUGUUAUUUUUAUUAUUUAUAUUAUGUAUGCUUGCCAUACUUUAUUUAGCUUGCAUUAAGUAUUAUAUAAACUAAAAUACAUAUUGUAAAUAAAAAUAUAAUUGUUCCAAAUGUAUUAUUGUAUGAAAGUGAAUUCUUUUAUGUAAAUUGAGCUGGGAAAUCGCAGAUUUUCUAUUAUAAUACUGUUACGCAUGGACGUACUUGCGGUGUAAAUAUAGCAAUUUAGUGCAAUUCUAUCCAUCUCCGUCAUAAAUCUUAUAAUGCGAAAGAGAUGACACUAAUAUGUCGCGGGUCACUGUCACGCGCUAGAUUUGUGAAAAACCUGCCGAUGAGGGCCGAUGAUUUUAAUUUCAUUUUUCUUUUAAAAAUACAAUUUAAGAGGUAAAAAUAACCUUGUCACGAAGCCAUUCAGGACUUAUGUUUAUUCUUUACAACGCGAGUGCGUCCUACGAUUCUAUCAAAGUUCCGAAUCGUACGAAUUUACUGUGUCAUAUCAGAUUAGUGCGCCUGCGUACUUUACAACGUGCGAGCGUGGUCCGUGCUGUAGAUGUCUUCACUGCAUCUCUCAUGUGUGCACUUCAUCCGCUCCCACCUGGCAAGCUGACGUUCAUUGAAAAGUGAGCUUUAAAGCAUUGUCUUUAGGUAUACUUUACACUGAGAACUAAUUAAUAGCCUGAUCGUUAUUGGUUGUCGUUUUGUCAAUGAAAGGUAUAUCUAAAGAGGAUGUUUUAAAGCUCAUUUUGCAGAGUGAGAGCGGUGCGGUAGAAGUAGUCUAGGACCUUCACACGGGAGUAUUUAAGUAGUUUCGCCUAUGGAUGUUGUAAGACUGUUGUCUCUGCCAUUUUAAUGUAUCUUGUUGUUAGUCACUGUACUUACAACUGUUCCAAAAGUAGGUACUAAUAAAAAACGUGGCUAUAAAAACUAAAUGAACAUGAAAAAUAGUGGAUCUCCAAUCUCACAAACUGGUCUUUUUCAGUAGACCACAAAGUAAAAUAAUAACAAUACCAAUAUGUGUUAUUAUUUUACUUUGUGGUCUUCUGAACUGAAGAUUUAAAUACUUGUUUCUAUAUUUUCAUAAAUUAUCAAUAUCAAGAAGUUCUGCAUAUCUUCAUUGUAUUGUAGUCCUGAAAAUUUUUGAGAAGUCAACUUACUUGAAAUUUUAUUUCGAAGCAAACAAAAAUUUAUUGGUAUAUAUAUAACUUUAACCUAUUGUUUCAAUCAGACCAGCUUGCUUCGUUGUGGAUAAUGGAAAUAAGUUGAAGCGGAGGAAUAUGUUAAUAAACUGCUAUUUUUAAGAAGUUACGCAUUUGUGUUUAUGAUUGUUGAUCGAUUAAAUACAUUUACUCAUGCCUCGCAUUGUCAACACAAAAUUGGUGACUAACGGCCUGCUUCACCGCUUGAUGAUAUACCUGACGGCCUAUAUGUAACAGAAUACCGAACAGAUAAUAUUAAAAGUUCAGUUUUACAAGUGUUUGAUAGCGCUAACUGUCAAAUAACGAUACUUCUAGUAGAUAUCUGUCAGAUGGCAAAAUAAUAUUUUAUCAGAAAGUGAUGGAACAGACCCGAAAUUUAUACAAUACAAUACGAUAAGCUAUCUAGGUUAUUUUAUUCUCUAGUAAUUGAUUGGCUUUGACAAUAGAACAGAAUCAUGUUAUACAUUUAUAUAGCAAAUAACUACAUUAUAGUGUGUUUUGACUUAAAAUAGUUUAUUAUAAUUGUGAGUAUAGUAUGUGUUAGAUAUAUUAUACGCCAGAGUUGAGGCAGCUUUGAGAAGUGACUACUUAUACGAUUUUUUUGUGGUAACAUGUUGCUACUUAGAUUUUAUUGUUAUCCGUUUUAUUUGUUUAGCGAUAUUGUUUACUUUUCAAAAUUGUGCCUUUUCGUUGUUGAAGCUCGGAUUCUUGUUUGUGUAUGUUAUUGGUGUAUUCGUUAUGGGUCUGACGGGAAAUGUGCAUUUCGCAAAAUGAGCUCGUGUUGUAAAAUAUUUUUUUACAUUUUUAGUCUCUAGAUGCUGGUACUAUGGAUGUCAAACCCGUGUAAAGUGCCUUUUUGGAAUCUGUUCACAUUUUGAUAGUAACACAUGCGAGGGGCUCAUUCUUCGAAAUUUGUAUUUUACGUCAGAAAAAAUAUUAUAACGCUUAUAUGUAUGUUACAAAUCUAUUCAUUUAUUGCUAAAUUCAUUAUAUCUUACAUGUACUUGGGUACAACAAACUAAUAUUAUUGAAACUGUUGUUUUUAAAAAUAUAUGAUCGGCCUGGUGCAUAUUAACCCAUUUUUAUCACAUUUUCAAUUUAUACAAUUGUUUUCGUAUUUUUAGAGAAAUGUUGUAUUCUUAUUUUAUGCAAAUUGUGUAUAAAUGUAUGAAAGUAAUUUGCAUCACAUUUCAAUCGCUGUCGCCCAUACCAAAUGACUUUUUUGAAAAUUUAGUUUUCUAAAACCAUGUUCGCUGGACACAACUGUCAUGUGUAUUUUAAUCAAAUGUUAUGCAAUUAUUUUGCGACCAUAUUUUUAAAAAUUAAAUUGUUAAAUUUUGGUGGGAAACGGAGCGCGUAGGAUAUGGGACCAGGCGUUGUAAUGAUAAAUAUAGAUUGUAUAUUGUUUUCGUCUGUUAAUUUAUAUUAAUUAUGUUGUGAUCUGAAGAUUUAAUCAGUUACUAAUGCACUUUACCUAUAGGUAUGUAAUUAUGUAUAUUCUCGACGCAUCCGGUGGUGCGAACGCUUGUGCUUGAUACAGAUUAAAAAGAUAUAUUCCAAUUUAA
Molecule: messenger RNA, 8049 nt
Organism: Plodia interpunctella (Indianmeal moth)
Lineage: Eukaryota; Metazoa; Arthropoda; Insecta; Lepidoptera; Pyralidae
Product: dual specificity protein phosphatase CDC14A-like
Exons: 8
Coding region: 1016-3127 (703 amino acids)
Biological process (GO): protein dephosphorylation; regulation of exit from mitosis; microtubule cytoskeleton organization
Cellular component (GO): nucleolus; cytoplasm; mitotic spindle
Molecular function (GO): protein tyrosine/serine/threonine phosphatase activity; protein tyrosine phosphatase activity; protein serine/threonine phosphatase activity
Source: RefSeq, a predicted model, not a curated record